Molecule: messenger RNA, 4158 nt
Organism: Dunckerocampus dactyliophorus (ringed pipefish)
Lineage: Eukaryota; Metazoa; Chordata; Actinopteri; Syngnathiformes; Syngnathidae
Gene: cp110
Exons: 10
Coding region: 495-3695 (1066 amino acids)
Biological process (GO): centriole replication; regulation of cytokinesis; centrosome duplication
Cellular component (GO): centriole
Source: RefSeq, a predicted model, not a curated record
UGGAGCUGAUGAAAACAUGGAACACGACGACCUUUUACAUGUGAAUGCAACACAUACAGUGAACUUGUUACCUGGGAACGAAAGUUCAUCUCCUUAAAAAUGGUCUUUUUUGGGGGUUUAACAUACCUGGAAUUGUAUUAAAUAUUUUAUGUAUUUCAUCCGGAAUCCGCUCCUGGUCUUGCGGCUCCCCAAAGGGUCAGCGGUAGUUUAUCCGGGAAGAGAGGCGGUAAAACGUAAGGCUUUUUGUCACUUGAGCAGCUGUUUAUGGGUAGUAAAUUACUCCUCUGUUAUUCUCUGGUCUGUUGUACCCGUGACAAGAUUACUUUUCAACCUUACCAGGUUGGCAUUGAAGCCUAAUCAACGGCGGCUAGCGCGCCAGUUGACUUGCUUUCUCACUAGCUAUCCGGCUAGCAUUGUGACGUCAUAUAUAAAAGACAGACUAAUGCUGUAAGUUGUUGCUAAUGUUAUUCACCACCAACUCCAGGUAAAAUCAAAUGGAAGACUACGAUACGUUUGUGCGGAAUAGGUUCUCUCAGCUGAAGAAAAAAGAGGAGGAACACAAAGCUCCGGCUGCUUCUUCUGUAAUUUGCUUCUAUGGAACUCCCAUCCUGCCUCCUGUGCUCACAGGGAAACGAAGACAGGAAAUGCAACAACACAGAAAAGCAGCGCAAGAAAAUGCUGUCGGCCAAAAGUUUAAGGACAAUCAGAAAAUGGCUUAUGUGCAAACAAUUCUACACAGUGUUCAGCUAAGGAAUUCACCGACAUUGGAGGACUUGCUUGAAGAAUUGAAGGUCGAUGCCAAAUCUUUGUGCUCCCCUAACGUCAGUGAAUGCACCCUGCAAAGUGCUGAUACUGUACAGGAAAAGACUACUAGGCCGUUACUGUCUCUACCAUGUUGUGGUCUGCUGUCAUCGACCACAAAUGAUACCCUCGUCCCUUCUCGCGUGAUGCCUCAACUAAGUAACGAAGAGAGCUGCCCUGUUGAGCAAGAUGAAAAGCAACAAGCCUCUCAACCAGGUUCUUUUAAUAGUGUGAAUCACUGGUCUGCAUCCUCAGGCUAUGUGACUCAUGAGAAUAUGAAAAAUGCCACUGAUGCCUCGGAAAGUUUGGACCUACAGAGUGUUAGCUCAGUGGGAACCAAUAAUGCAAAUGACUUUUUCCUUCACAACACCUCCAACACUAUUGCCAGGAUGCCGGAUAUUAUUAGUUACCCCCCCAUAGAUGGAGAGGAAUUGGAGAGAAGUGGGCAAGAGUCACCCUUUUGUCAUGAUUUUAUCGGAAGGGUUGACAGUAGUUGUUGGAUAAUUCCAGAGGAUUCCGUCACCAGUGAUCAUUUUCCAGGAGAGAAAAGUGCAAAUGGUCCAAUGGACAGUGCUAAGAGUCCAGUUAAGUUCCCCUGUACUUCUUUACUUCACAAGGACGAAGGUCAAAAGUCUGUUCCUUGGAAAAGCUGUUGCUCUUCAGACAUUCCCAAAUCCUCUCAAUCGCCACACAUUGAUUGUUGUCCAAGUACUGAACAGCUUGAGUGUGACCCAGGAAAAAUGGAAUCAGCGGACAAGCAGAUACCCCAAGCACAAUCGCAGCCACCUCACCGUCCGAGCCUCCAGGACCUGCUGAAGAAAUCUCAGGAGUACCGCCGACAACAGAGGAUGCUCAGGAACCAAGCCAGACAUGCUAGAAUCCAAGAGCGAGCACAAGAACAGCCAAGAGUGGAAGAGCAGAGCCUCUCCGAUAAGGAGAAUGACGAGUUUCGCUGUAAAAGUACAGAGGGGAGGAAGCCUAAAGAGCGAAGAUGCUUAUUUAACAAAACAGUUCAUGCUACCUGCAAAAAGAACAGUGAAACGUUAUUUCAGGAGGCUUUGAUUGGCAAAAAGGCAAACCCCUAUUCGGAAAGAGUCCCGAGACAAAUCCCUUUCCCUCAGCAACAGCAUUUAUCCAUUGAAACAUGCCAAACUCGAGCUGUUUAUCAGACAACCAACGCUGCCAUUACUUUUGUUGAAGCACAAGCAAACCAUCACUCCAUCCCAGUGCCGAGUUUCUCUCAGAGUCCUGUUUACAGUCAAGCGUCAAGUCGAGAUGGAGCGGAGAACUUCACGGGGAAAGCUCAGGUUUGUUCAAGGUUUAGUGAAAGACACAAGGCUGAGGAAGGAGGUAACCUUGGACAGCAAGGUGAUGUACCAAGUGUUCUAGCCGAUGAUUCACAGCACCUAAAGCAACUGGAGUCCUGCCUCUUCAGUUUAAAAGAAGUUAUAUCUGAUCUAGGGUCCUCUAUCCUGGACAUUGAGGGAAAAUGGGAGGAUAGGUCAGAUGUCCAGGGGCACCAGUGUGUUUCACGGAGACAGUUCCUUGACUCUUGCAGGAACGUGCUGGAAAAGUCAGACGAGCAAAAGAACAGCAAUGUAGACAACGUUUCUUCAGUCCCGCAGGCAGAAGGAAAAGAAGAAGUUCAGUUAUCCAAGCUCAGUCUGGUCAACACUUUUACCACAGAGGGUGCAAACAAUGAAAAAGGAUUCCACAAGAGUUCUGGACAGCCGCCAUUAGCCAAAUGCAGUCACCCUGUAGCCCAGGGGAUGCAAAUUCCUGAUGUUUUCACAAGUGCACUAUCAGACCCCACGCUCUGGCAGAAUGUUUCAGUGCUUUCCCACCAUACAGAAAGAAAGAGUGAUGUGACCGAAGACUGUGACAGCUCCACUCACCUUCUCUCUCUCAACCAAUCAUAUGAUGUGGAUACACCGUCGGGGAUGUGGGACCUCGAGGGUUCAGGAUCGGACCAGGGCUCAAGCGACGACUUGACUCAAGGGGAGCAACUAAACACAGAAGGGGUGGUUGGGACAGAGGGUACGUCAUCCAAACAGGUGCUCAUGCACGAGAGCCUGGACAGAAGUGCUGCGCUCACUAGCGGCGAAGACAUGUCAGAGGGUAAACCUCGCUGCAGUACUCCCACAGCCACUUCGCCAUGGAGAGACAGUCGUGAGGAAGAACUGAGACAGGUCCAUGCUGCUCAGGUCAGCGCCCUGCAAGAAGAGCACAGGAGACAACAGGAAGAGCUGCUCCAGGCAUUGGCAGCGCGUUACCAACUCGUCCAGAGUUCGUCCUUGCUGUGCUCUCGUCUCGGGGACACGAUGACAUUCUCCAAGCUGUGUCAGCCUCCCAACGAACACCUAGAGCACUGUCGCCCCCUGCUGUUAGCUGCAGUCAAAGGCUAUCUGACGCGCAGGCUGCUCAGGACGGAGCGAGUGGCGCAGCUGGUGCGCACCAUCGGGGACACGCAGCAAUUUCUGCAGGCUUUCCAGCAGCAGAGUCCCAAAGGUGAAGUUUGUAGCAAAGAGGACCGUCUACUGCAGCAGAGAGUCACUCUGCAGCUGCGAGUGGCACGUUACGAGGUGUACAGCAUUUUCUUCUGCCUGUCAGUGACUGAAAGGAUGCAGCUGAUCAGUCUGGACAGAGAGCUGGCAAGGGAGCGAGUGCUCCGACGACAGAUGGGACAUACACACUGCCCCAAAGGAAGGAGUUCUCUCUCUGCCGCAACACAAAAGUCUCUCCAGAGGAAACGAGGCAUGCUCAUCCAGAGGAAGGUGUCAGAGCGACACAAGACAGGGUUCACUGGUGUGCAGCUGCUAGAAACCAAGCCAGGACCGCUGAGAACAAAGCUUCUGAGGAUCUCCAUGAGCUCCAACUCCUGCAGACCCCGAUGACUGACAGCGUUCAAGUUUAAAUGCUUCAAAAACCAAGUUGGACACAAGUCAUUUUGCGGAUUUUUGUUUUUGAUCUGCUUUGAAUUCCUUCAUAUUCUCCCACCAACCUCCAUAAGAUAGUGAGUCAGGUUAACACCAAGCAGCAUGAAACCACAACUACUGUCAAGUUACCCAGCAUUAAAACACACAGUGACUUCCUGUUCAAAAUAAGCUUCACAGUAGCUAGUCGGCCAAUCUGAGGGGCUCCUAUGAAAGAUGCAUGAGCACUACAGAACUACUGUGUACUUAAAGAAUGUUAGAGUAUUCUGAUGACCUUUCUUUACUCUUGUUCUUGAAUACUGUGAGUUUCCCAAGUGUUGCCUUAUCUUAGUCUUUAGAUAUUUUGCAUAGAGUUUUAUCCAUAGUGAAGUGUGUUAUUUAUAUUUGUAAGUAUAUUAUUUGUGUGAAAAUAAAACUUUACAAC